UCUCUUCAUGGCACCUUUUCUACGUAUGGCCCCUUGAAGCUCGCGCAGUGUCUCAAGAUGGAGCCCAGUAAACGCAAAGGCAAAGCCCGAGCGGCUCAGCCAUCUGAGACGGACUCAUUGCUCGGCUCGUCUUACCAGGCGGACUCACCAGUCGAGUAUUCGCCACGCACACCGACAGCUGCUAGACUCCCCCGACAAACCUGUUCUUUUCUUCUGACAGCUGGACUUGUCAUUUUCUCCUUCAUUUUCACAGCGAUGCUGUUUGUCCUUCUCCUUGGAUACUCGUUUAAACCUUCGGAAUCUGAAAUGGCCACACUACCGAACACUGCAUUCGUGUACAGUCAUCCGGAUAGCGUACAGGUGCUCAAUAUCACUGAUCAUGGAGUCUGCGUGAAUGUCACUGUGCGCAUGGGAAUAGAUGCAGAUUUGGCUCUGGGGACCAAGCGAUAUGAUGGAGAUUCUGAUGGCGAUCCGACAAGCAGAGGAGAUCGAGGACAAGGUGUCGGAUGGUGGGAAUGGAUCCGACGAUGGACAGCCAGACAAGCCCUCGCCCAGUUGCCUCAACAGGCCAUCAAUGUGGUAUUUCCUCACCAUAUCGCUGUCCAUCGUGUAGAGCACAGCUCAGCAGCACCGUUACUAUCUGUUCGUGUCAAUCAAUCGAUACCGGUCCCACUGGUCCUGGACGCGGACGAUUCCAAAGAUUGGCUGAAACCAGUCAGCUUCUUGGCAUUUGUUGAACCGACUUUUCAAGGCUCAGACAUGCUGCAUUACCUACAGUCUUGGUGGAUGCAAGGACAAGUCAACGUCUUGGUAUCUGUGCAGUCCGUUGCUGUCAGUCUUCCAGAAGGAGUGUGGUGGUCAAAAUAUGGUCAAUUGGAGAAACAGGAUCUAAGCCUAAACGUGAAGAUGGACAUCCCCCAUUUGAAUGGACUGCCUCGACCAGGUCAUCAAUUGAACUUGUCGGAGCUGGUGCACCUCGACUCGUAUCACCUUCAGACAAUUGGCACAUCAGCACUCGGUAUCAAUGCAUCAGCAACUCUGCCAAAUCCGUUCGCCGAGUACGAUCUCGGUCUGGAUAUUCCGUUCGCUCUACCUUUUCUCAUUUCGCUAUCUGACGGAUCGGCGAUGGCCCGGGUGACCACCUCUCCCUUACGGCUAGACUCGGCCAAGGCGCUCCAUCUCUCACUCGAGGGCGAGAUAAUAGCGAAUCUCAUGCAUCGCAACACCUCCUCGCUCUCUACCUUUCUCCAGCGAUUCCUGCAUGGACAAGAUAAUCCAAUCAUCGUAUCGGGGCUCAAGGUCCCAGCGGCCAAUCCUCCCCCUCAAUGGAUUCUCGAAGUGCUGCCCGAUGUUGCCGUUUCACUCACCUUUCCCGGACCGCAGCCGCCUCCCAAAGUCAUCAAAAGCGUCUCAAUCGAACACAUGCGGAUCUCGGAACGUGCAGGACAGUUCCUCGCUUCUGGUACCGUCGUCGCGAGAGUCGAAUUGCCCGAAACGAUGCAGAAGAUCCAAUUGGAUGUCAAGGGCGUCGCGCCCGAUGUGUUGGUCUACAAUGGUCCGGCAGGCGAUGAGGAUGCUGAUCCAGACGAACCUCCUCCAAAUGCGUUUGGAAGGAUCAAUCCUGAAGAUUUCUUAAAUUCCACAACUGCGCCAUCCGACGACCCUCUCCACCCGUACGCUAUCAUCGUCACUGCGCCCAUGACCAAUGUGCCAUUACAAGUUUUGGAAGGUCGGGAUGGGGUGUUUCGCAACUUUGCAAGCAAAGUGGUGUUCAAGGGUGGGGCGGAAGCCGGCAUAAAAGGCAUGGCCAGCGUCAAGGUUGAUCUGAAGGGUGUGCCGGGAAGGGCCACGCUAGAGGAUCUGCCAGUCACAGGCGAGACGUGGGUCGGAAGGCAGCGGUUGAGUUCCGCAGAGGACCACUGAGAGGCCAAGGGCAAGGGAAGCAAGUUACAUUUG
Kockovaella imperatae is the source of this 1956-nucleotide messenger RNA. RefSeq lists its product as hypothetical. NCBI's taxonomy places the organism in Eukaryota, Fungi, Basidiomycota, Tremellomycetes, Tremellales, Cuniculitremaceae. The record is from RefSeq and is a predicted model, not a curated record. The transcript has 2 exons. Bases 58 to 1923 code for a protein of 621 amino acids.